AUGUCUGACACGCCUGAUACAUGCUCUCAAAGAGUAGCACAACAAAGACACCAGAGAAACAAAAAGAAGAUCCAAUAUCAACAAACUGUUAAUAGUAGCUUUGUUAGUGAUACAGAUUUAAUGAAUGCCGAAAUGAACAAUAUUGAAUAUCAGUUAUCAGAUGAUGCACCAAAAAUAAUAGUGAAUCAAUAUGAACAAGAAGAUCAUUUUGAAGAUCAUUAUUUACCAGACGAACAUGAUAAUGUGGGAAUAGGUGAUGAUAGGACGUUUCAAUCAGAUGAUACACCACCGCUAUAUCGACAAUCAACUAUCACAACUGGUGAAGCUGUUAGAAAGUUAAUGACAUUUUAACUUUUUCCAGCAUUCGACAUUUCAAAUGGUAUUCGCUACCGAUCAACAACAGAAAGAAUUACUCAUCCAGUUACUCUUAAUAUACGUGCCGAUGAUGCACCACUCAUUCAAUCAACAAAAUCCGCAUUGUGGCCGUGGUUCAGUUCAAUCAUCGAGUUACUCCCACCUGUGCGUGAAUAUCAAUCGAACAUUUUAACGUUAGGAUUCUGGGUGUCAUGUAUUAAGCCGGAUUUUAACUUGUUUUUAGAAAAUAUCAUAGAACAAUUAAUUGACUUAUCAGAAAAUGGUACAAUGAUAUUUGUCAAUGAUUAUGAAUUUAAAAUUAAUGUUAAAACUCAAAUGUUUGUCUCAGAUUUACCAGCUAAAUCUCUUUUUAUGAAAACUAUUAAUUUCAAUGGCUAUUACACAUGCACCAAUUGUAUUACAGAAGGAACAUUGUAUAACAAGCAAAUUAUUUAUCCAUAUGAAAAGAAUAAUUAUCAAUUAAGAACGCAUGAACAAUUUGUAACAACAGCAAAAGAAGUUGAAGCAAAAAUAACAAGUGGUAGUGGUCGUUGUACAUCAAUUGUCGGAAUUAAGGGUUUAUCAUCAUUACUAAAAGUUUUGCUUAGACAUUUCACAGAAAUUUUACCAAAAAAUGAUCUUGAUAAAAUCGAUUCAAUUCUAUCAGCUAUUCGUUUACCACAUGAUGUUAACGUCAAAUAUAAUUACUCAAUACAAUCAAUUAACAAUUGGAAAGCAAAAAAUAAUAGAUUAUUUAUUCUGGAUUUAGGUUUACCAAUACUUACACCAUAUUUACCGGCAUUGUAUAUAUCACAUUUUGCCAUUUAUUGUCUGCUUGUGACAAUUGUACAUGGUCCCAAAACAAGAGAAGAGAUUCAAGUAUCUAAUAAAUGA
Messenger RNA from Rotaria sp. Silwood2, 1248 nucleotides. The record is from the annotation of a GenBank genome assembly. NCBI's taxonomy places the organism in Eukaryota, Metazoa, Rotifera, Eurotatoria, Philodinida, Philodinidae.